Messenger RNA from Euleptes europaea (tarantolino), 407 nucleotides. RefSeq names its product centromere protein C (gene CENPC). Gene Ontology annotation, molecular function: centromeric DNA binding. The coding region runs from base 45 to 398 and encodes 117 amino acids. Lineage: Eukaryota; Metazoa; Chordata; Lepidosauria; Squamata; Sphaerodactylidae. Gene Ontology annotation, cellular component: kinetochore. The transcript has 5 exons. Gene Ontology annotation, biological process: spindle attachment to meiosis I kinetochore; kinetochore assembly; attachment of mitotic spindle microtubules to kinetochore. The record is from RefSeq and is a predicted model, not a curated record.
UAAAAGAUCUCUCCGAGCCAGCUCACGUGUUUGAUGUGGCCACAAUGCAAGAAGUUCUUCAAGAAUGUGUGAGCAGCGGCCGUUCACAUUUGCUUUUCUUCAGUAAUGAAGACGUGUCCAUAUAUAAAUAUUUUUCUACUCCCCUAUUUUCUGUUGGCAAACUGGUACUGAAGCCAUUCAAAGAGAAGGGAUCUCAGUAUUCCUCGACAGACACACUGGUUUUUCAUGUUGUCAAAGGCAGACUUCUUUUCACUUUGUAUGGUCAAUCUUAUUCUCUGUGUGCUGGAAAUUAUUUCUACGUUCCAGCUGGGAAUAUAUACAACAUACAGAAUAUCUUGAAUGAAGAAUGCAUUGUGGUCUUCACACAGAUAAAAGGAAACAGGCCAGAAGAUGAAUAGGAUAUCCUC